GGCUGGGACCAUGCGCCAUAAAGCUCCGCCCCUACGUAGGCGUGGUGGGGAGUGGAGGGAGCAGCAUGGCUGACAGCGGUGCCUGGAGGAUCCUGCUUUUUCUUUCUCCUGUGGAUGAGUGGUUCAUUUUGUGCCAUCCGCAUUUUUCCGUAUUUGUUUGGCAGCCCCCGCGAGCAUGCGACGAUUACUGGUCCGAAUGGAAACACUGCAAGAGUAUCCUGAACCUGUUUCAUUAUUACUACACGUAUGGGGAGGCGCCUUCCUGCAGGCAGUGGAAAAGAGAUUACGAGAACUGCAGGGAGUGGGAGAAAACGAAAAAUCCCGCAGCUAAGGACUCCCUAUGUAAGAGUGAAAGAGAGCGGGUUAUGGAGAAACGAAAGUAUGCCCCUGUGUGGAACUUGAGAAAAAGCCCUCCCAUGGACUGGUAUAUGCCUCUUCCUGAAGACAAACCAAAGUGACGAGGCCCUGGAACACUAGAUGUGGGACUUCCGGGCAAUGCAAUCCUAAAACAGUUCCCAGCCACGAAUCCAUGCUUCCAGCAAUCAUAUACCUCACUGUAGUUGUGUUGGAUUUUAAAAACAACAACAUUCUGUUCCGAA
Molecule: messenger RNA, 599 nt
Organism: Rhineura floridana
Lineage: Eukaryota; Metazoa; Chordata; Lepidosauria; Squamata; Rhineuridae
Gene: C19H22orf39
Product: chromosome 19 C22orf39 homolog
Exons: 3
Coding region: 66-458 (130 amino acids)
Source: RefSeq, a predicted model, not a curated record